CAUAUCAGCAGUGAAAAUAUAGCUGCAUCGACGUAAUUUGGGAAUUUAGAAUUGUUAGUGAAGUGAACAGACACUCCCAAAUAAAUAUUGAAAGAAAAUAAAGUACACGGUUACAGAGAAGUCGAAAAUAAAGUGAAGUUUAUAGAUGGGAAACGUAGAACGAUGGGAAGGCACAAAGAAAUCACGUUUGUUACAUCCCUCAUAGAAGGUUUCAAAAUGGAGUAGAUAUUCAUUUGUUGUUGUUCUUAGAAGGCAACGUGUGUGUUUUGUUUAUAAAUCUGCUGAACGCAUAUCGAUUGGUCAGUGCAAUAACUGUACUAUUGUUCAAGAAGUGACAGGACUGCAAAAAUUGUCUGCAGAUAUUGAAAGAAAAAUAAAAGUCACUGGUACUGGAUGCUGGAUCUAUGUUUGACCUUAAAAUAUUUUCAUUCAGUCAUCGAUGUAAGUGAUGUGGAUCUGGAGAAGUGAAGUGGUGCACGCCUUCUCCAACGUUAAUAGCAUGCACUGGGAGUCUUCAUGGUAAUAAAAGCUGUUCAUGUUGGAACGGUGGGCAGCACCGUGGCAGGCAUUUGGCUGCUGCUACUGGCGGGGCUGUGGGGGCGCGCUUCUGCAGGCAUCCUGCUGGCGCAGUACCCAGGCCCCGACGAACCCCCGAUGCGUUUUUGGCACAUGGUCAUCGAUCACAAAACUCAGAGGGUCUUCGUGGGGGGCACAAAUCGCCUCUUGCAGCUCGACAGUAACCUAAGGUUGGAGCAUCUAGUAACUACAGGCCCAAAAAACGACAGCCCUUUGUGCCAUGCGACCGGAUGUAAUGAUGCAGGCAUAACAUUGACAUUGAUGGAUAACUAUAAUAAAAUACUACUCAUUGAGCCGGAUUCGGGAACGUUAAUAUCUUGUGGAUCCGUAUCUCAGGGUGCUUGUUUCAAAUACAGACUGAACAAUUUCAGUGCUGAACCGCAGUACAUUCCAAAAAGUAUAGCAGCAAACGAUGCUAAUGCUUCGACCUAUGCCUACAUAGGCCCCAAAAACUAUAACCUCUGGAGUCGUUCGAAUAUUCUUUACGUAGGGACCACCUUUACCAAUAAUGGGGAGUUUCGUCAUGACGUGCCAGCAAUAGCAAGUCGGGAUUUGGAAACAUUAGAAAUCGCCGAGUUAACUUUUAGUAAACAAUCCCAGUUGAAUAUUGAUGUUAAAUAUCGAGACCAUUUCAUUGUACAGUAUGUAUACGGUUUUAAUGCUAGUGAAUAUGCAUAUUUUGUUAUUGUUCAGAAGCAAUCACAUUUACCUGGCCAAGAGGAACAGGGAUAUGUUUCUCGUUUAUCAAGAACUUGCAUAAAUGAUGCUAACUACGACAGCUACACUGAAGUAACGUUGCAAUGUGUAGAUGCUGAAACAAAAUAUAAUUUGGUGCAAGAUGCCAAGAUAACACUGGCUAGAGAAGAAUUGGCAACUGCCUUAGGAAUAACGAUAGGAUCUCCUGUGUUGGUAGCUAUUUUCAGACCUUCCAAGGGAAUAACUAAUGAACCUCAAAACCAAUCUGCAUUGUGUCUGUAUCCGUUAAGAGACAUCGAGGGUAAAUUUAUAGAAAACAUACAUAUGUGUUUUAAUGGCAGCGUAAAGUAUCGUAACAUGGGAUAUGUGUCAGGACCUAUUUUAGAUGGCAAAUGUCCCAGCAGUGGGUCUGCUGGAAAUAUUCCUAACUUCUGUGAAGUUGGUCUCAAAAUAAGUGGAGUUACACCUUUGGUAACUACGGCAGCGUUAGCUUUUCCGAAUGUUUCGCUAUCUGCUGUGGCAACUGCAUCGACAGGAAGACAUGUUAUGGCAUUCCUUGGCACUUCUGACGGGAAAAUAAAGAAAGUUCUACUUUCUGGUCCAGAACCUCCAGAAUAUGAGGAAGUGGUCGUUGAUGAAGGUAAUCCAAUUUUGCCAGAUACGACUUUAUCGCCAUCUGGUGAUUACCUUUACGUGCUAUCCACAUCCAAGGUUUCAAAAAUUAAUGUAGAGCAUUGUAGCACGUACACUAACUGCUCUUCGUGUCUGGACUCAAAAGAUCCUUAUUGUGGGUGGUGUUCCUUGGAGAAAAAGUGUACGGUUCGCAGUGCCUGCCAAAAAGCUUCCCACAGCGCACCUCGAUGGCUUUCUCUUGGAACUGGCCAACAAUGCAUUGACUUCGAACAAGUUUUACCGGAACGUAUUCCUAUUAAUCAAAUGACGAAUGUUCGUUUGACUAUAAGAACUCUUCCCGCUCUUCCACCAGGGGCCAAGUAUAAAUGUGUUUUUGGAAAUGCUGAACCUAUUGAUGCCGAAAUGACUGAAAGCGGUCUAUCUUGUUUCACUCCAGAAAUAUCUAGACGUCCACGAAUACCUCCGAAAAUGGAUCACGUUUUGGUCCCUCUAAGUGUUAGAUCUUCUGAAACAAAUAAAGACUUUGUUUCCAGAAAUUUCGCAUACUAUGAUUGUGCAAAACAUACGACAUGUGGAGAGUGUGUGAGAUCUAAAUGGGCGUGCAACUGGUGUGUUUAUGAAAAUAAAUGCACCCAUAAUAUUUCUAUUUGUCAGCGAAACAUCAUCAGUGGGGAAAAUAAUCCAGCACAUUUACCAAUGCAUGGAUUUGCCUUUUGUCCACAAUUUAAAAGAAGAAAUGAUGCAAUAUUAUUACCCAACAAUGUCCUGAAGGAAAUUACUUUCGAGGUUAUGAAUUUACCAAAUCCGUCUUCAGUUCAUACUGGUUUUCAAUGUAUUAUUGUGAUUGAAGGUGCUACAAUGCUUGUACCUGCAAAAGUCGAAAGCAAAAAUAUCAUCGUAUGUGAUAAAACAACUUAUUCAUAUGAAGCUAAUGAAGGGGAGUAUGAAGCUAGUGUGAAGGUAGUUUGGAACAGAAACCAUCAUGUGGAUUCUAUCAAUGUUACCCUGUAUAAAUGUGACAUUUUGGGUUCUCAUAGGGAACAUGCGGACUGUUCUCUGUGUGUUACUCGAAACUCGAAAUAUAAUUGCACAUGGUGCAGUAAUUCCUGCCAAUAUUCAGAAUCAUGUCAGUUCACCCCACACAUUGAGUGUCCCCGACCAAGGAUUGACAUGAUCAAACCAUUAAGUGGUCCCAUCGAAGGGGGUACUUUAGUCACCAUUGAGGGUAGUAACCUUGGAUUGAAAAAAGAGGACGUACAAGGAAAAAUCAAAAUCGGACAGGUUCCCUGUGUAUUAGUAAAUUAUGAAGUGUCUGUAAGGAUACAAUGUAUUACCGGACCUUCCAGAGUGGAAAUGACAGCUCCUGUUAAGGUAGGCAAUGAGGCAGGCUACACAAAAUCUUCAGUAGAAUUUAGUUAUAAGGAUAUUAGGCUCUCUGGAAUAUAUCCUUCCAUUGGACCACAAUCUGGGGGCACUCAACUAGCAAUAACUGGAGAAUAUCUGAAUGUUGGAUCUGAAAUAACAGCUUAUUUAGAUAGGUACAUAUGCCAAGUGAAUUUAACCCAGGCGUCAAGUGGAAGAUUAACCUGCAUAACCUCGAGAGCAUAUGGGCCAGUUAAUAUUGCCAGACUAACCUUGAGUAUAGAUGGUGCUAAUCGAACUUUGGAAGGUAACCCUUUUAAUUAUACCCAAGAUCCAACGAUAAUGGAAAUCAAACCAUUAAAUAGUUUCGUUUCUGGUGGUAAAAUGAUAUUUGUACAUGGUACUAAUUUGGACAGCAUUCAAAAACCUGAAAUGGAAGUUUAUGCUUUAGGGGAACCUGAAGUACCCAUCAAUCGAACUUUAUGUACUGUUUUGAGUUCUACUCAAAUGGAAUGCCCUAGUCCACCUGUUAAUCGCCAGUUCCAAAUUUAUAGCAGUAGGAGUCGCAGAUCCCUUAGGAAACCUGCUGCUAUAAAGAGAAAGGAACCUAAGUUGACUCUUCGCAUAGGAUUUUUAAUGGAUAAUGUUCAGUCUGUGAGAGACUUGGAAAAACAUUUUCCAAAUCUUCGAUCUCAACUAUUGUAUGUGGAAGAUCCGAAAUUUUUCCAGUUUCCUGAUCAAAUGAAACUAUAUCAGGGAGAUAGACUGGUUAUAGAAGGUGAUAAUCUCAAUGCAGCUAGUGAAGAAUCUGAUGUUGUUGUUACGAUUGGAACAAAAUCUUGUAAUGUCACUGGUCUAGCGAUGAUUCAACUUGUGUGUGUUCCACCUGACCAACAACCAUCAGGUACAGAUGAAAAUGGUUUCAAGACUGACAACAACCUUCCAUUAGUCGUAGUUAGAGUAGGGAAAAGUUUAAGGUUUCCAAUUGGGCAUCUUCAAUAUGACCUUUUCAGGUCAUUUGCCUUUCCACCAGAGGCAAUCAUAAUGAUAGCGGUUGGAACAAUAUUAUUUGUUUUAUUUUUUGUGGCCGUACUUUUUGUUUACCGAAGAAAAUCAACUCAAGCUGAAAGGGAAUAUAAAAGAAUUCAAAUACAAAUGGAUACUUUAGAAAGUAAUGUAAGAUCUGAAUGUAAAUUAGCGUUUGCCGAACUUCAAACCGAUAUGACUGAUCUCACUGCCGAUUUAGAAAAUUCUGGGAUACCUACUUUAGAUCAUACCAGCUAUAUUAUGAAAGUAUUUUUUCCUGGUGUUAGUGAUCACCCUAUAUUAAAUGCCCCUAAGGUGCGAUUAAAUGGUCCAAGAACCAAUUAUGAUACAGCAAUGUUGCAAUUCGAGCAGCUGAUUAAUACCAAACAUUUUGUACUCACAUUUAUAGAUAUUUUGGAAUCUCAAAAAUCUUUUAAUAUUAGGAAUAAAGUAAAUGUAGCGUCCUUAUUAAUGGUAGUUUUAAUGGGCAAAAUGGAAUAUGCAACUGAUAUACUCAAGAGUUUAUUACUACGUUUAAUAGACAAGUCUGUAAAUACCAAACAUCCACAAUUAAUGUUAAGAAGAACUGAGAGUGUUGUAGAGAAAAUGUUAACAAAUUGGAUGGCUCUUUGCAUGUAUCAUUAUCUCAAGGAAUAUGCUGGUUCCUCGCUGUUUUUAUUGUUCAAAGCUAUCAAACAUCAAAUAGAAAAGGGACUGGUUGACGCCAUAACUCAUGAUGCUAGGUACUCCUUAUCUGAAGAAAGACUUCUUAGAGAAAAUGUCGAGUACAGCGUUGUGACUCUUCAUAUUGUGCAAGACGACUUGGAUGAAAAAAUACAAUGCAAAGUUUUGGACUGUGAUACUAUCAGUCAAGUGAAAUCUAAGAUUUUAGAUGCUCUCUUCAAAAAUACCCCGUUUUCACUGAGGCCGUCCAUUUAUGAAGUCGAUUUGGAAUGGAGGCAUGGUCGGGGUGGUCACUUGACAUUACAAGACGAGGAUCUAACAACAAAAACUAUUUGCGGGUGGAAAAAACUCAACACAUUAGCACAUUACGGAGUCAAAGAAAGUGCUGUCAUGUCUCUGAUCUCCAGACAAAAUGAUAGUUUUAAUAACUGUAAACAACCAUGUCAUAAUUGUGUAACUGGCAUGUAUUUGAAUAACUCGCAAUCUCCAAUAAUAACUACAAACGGUGACAUUGAGGCGCCUAAUAACCUGAGAAUAUAUCACUUAGUGAAACCUAUAGACGAUCAUCAAUUUCUGAAUAAUAAAAUGAUAGAAAGGACUCAUAAAGCUAUUCCAGAAAUAUUUCUAACACGUUUAUUAUCCACAAAGGGCACAAUUCAAAAAUUUGUCGAUGAUUUCUUUAUGACAAUUCUGACAGUCAAUGAAGCAUUGCCUCCGGCAGUCAAGUGGUUAUUCGACUUACUAGAUGACGCUGCUAGAAAACAUGGCAUACAGGAUCCUGAAGUUGUGCACGCUUGGAAAUCCAAUAGUCUUCCUUUGAGAUUUUGGGUUAAUUUCAUAAAAAAUCCAGAUUUCAUUUUCGAUAUUAAUAAAACAUCGACUUUGGAUUCAUGCCUGUCCGUCAUUGCUCAGACCUUCAUGGAUUCCUGCUCUACAACAGAACAUCGCCUAGGAAAAGAUUCACCAUCAAAUAAACUUCUCUUUGCCAAGGAUAUACCAAGGUAUCGAGAAAUGGUGUCUCAAUUUUAUAGUGACGUAGCCAUGUUGCCCAUCAUAACAGAUCAAGAAAUGGGGUCUGCAAUGCAACAACUAUCUGCUCAACAAGCAGAAGAGUUUGAUACCGUAGCAGCUUUAAAAGAACUCUACAUAUAUGUAGCUAAAUAUAGAGAACCAAUUCUGGAAGCUCUUAGCACUGAUCCGCAUUGCCGACGUUUGCAUUUGGCACAAAAAGUUGAAGGUGUCGCUUAUACAUUAGGAGGGGAUGAGAAUACAACUUGCUGACCUCAACGGUCACCUGAUCCCUUGCUGCCUAGAACCUUGGCGCCCUGAUUCCAAGCGUAAUGUUCACACACAUGCUUUUCGCUAAUCUGAAAACUACAAGUCAAUUUCCAAAGGUUUGUGCUGCCGUCGUAAUUAAAAUGUUAAACAUAUUUAUUUUUUUAAGAGAGUUAUGAUGCUACAUGAUUCAGGUUACCUAAAAUUUAGAAAUUUCGAAUGUUUGCAAAGUUCCUCUAUAUUUAGUCAAGUUAGUUUUAUAUUAUUGUCUAUUCGAAAUACAUGUCACGUAUAUAUUUUGAAUGGAAAUUUGAGUUGAGCUUUGAACUGUACUUCUUAUCUGAGAUUGAAAAUAUAUUAUUUGUAUUAUCUGACUGCCAGUCAAUUAAUUGAUUCGAUAAUGAACAUUUCAUCCAGUUUUUCAUAGAUUUGUACAUAUCUUCAUCUGUCACAGCAUUAUGGCAUCUUAGGUAGGAAGUUAAGUUCUGCUGGAUCUCAGUUAUUUUUUGAAUCCAUCCGUUGAAUAUAUUUUUUUAAAGAUACUGUCAGAUUGUUGACUAGUAGCAUAAUAGUAUUGUUGUAUUUUCAUUGUUAUAUUGAAAGAAACUUCCUACAGAGAGAAAAGCAUGUUUGUGUUAUUGAGCGUGUUAUACUGUGAUAUGGCGCACGAUCAGGUGACUGUGAUUGGAUGCGUACUUACCCUCCAGCGGCUGCUAGUUUCCUUUCCGAGUGCCUCGCUACGCUGAUGGGACGUGACAAGGACAGUGUAUACUCGCAGUGGCGCAAUUACGGCGCACUUCUGUUCGGUCCGGUUAGCCUAGUUAAGUAGAAAUUAAUAUAC
Messenger RNA from Leptinotarsa decemlineata (Colorado potato beetle), 7093 nucleotides. RefSeq names its product plexin-B. The record is from RefSeq and is a predicted model, not a curated record. NCBI's taxonomy places the organism in Eukaryota, Metazoa, Arthropoda, Insecta, Coleoptera, Chrysomelidae.